AUGGCCGCGUCCGGGGAAGUCUUCGUCUCCGACUUGCUAGAAAUCAGCGCGGAGCAACUCAAGUUGAGAGGGUGGGCACUCAGAACUAUUCUACAGCUAUGAAGUACGCGUGGGCUAACGCGUGGAAAGCGUGAUCAAACUGAAGGAUCCCGAGAACUUGACCGACGAGCACAUGAAAAGACUGCAGUACGCGUAGUGCAUGAUUCAAAUGUUCCGUACGUGCUAAUUUAGUCCGACAGGCUAUUAGCAAACGGACUGGAUGAUUCUCGCGUCCUAGACCUCGAAGCGGUCAAUCAGAAGCUGUGGUAAGGCUCAGAGUGUGUCAUGUCCCUCCUGUAAGGCGCUACCAUACUUACACGCUUGCACUGCCUUAGCGAUCUCGCCCACAUCGUUCCGACAACAGGAAAGUCUAGACUCAGUCAAAGCCCAACGCCAGAGGCAGAUGAUCCAGUCACUGCAGAAGAGUACCGCUUGCAGAGUCUCAACGAGGAGCACAGGGCUUAUCAUAGCCUCCUGCAAGCCGGCGGACGACCGUCUCACCGCCCCCACGACGACGGAUUUGACUAUCUAAACGAGCCUCAGACAGGUAUCAUAUGGUACUGGAUCACUACAUGUCCGUUCAGAGAAUGUAUCUUCCAAGAGCAGCGAGCACACUGGGAGAAGUUUCGCGAGCAUCAAGAUUUCAGACGGGCGAGAUUUUGGAAACCGAGGUGGUUCGGGGAGUUCGCGCGGCAUGUCGCGCUAUAUCGUCAGCAGAAGGGCUUCGAAGGCCAGAUCGACUUGCUUCUGGAUCGCAAGCAGCAGAGCCAGCAGCAAGAUUGGGCGGAAUUCCAGUACUGGGAGCACAAGAAGGCUGACCGUCUCGUGCAAAGAAGGGAGCUUGACGCUGAUGGCAUAGAGCGGCAAGAGAAGACGCUACAAAUCGCGAUCAACGCAGGCGAGCCUGCAGAAAAGAUUGAAGCAAUUCGAAAUCACCUUGAAAUUCUAAGAGGCCGACACAGUGGUGCCGAAAGGGACUUGCAAAGACAAACCGUCCUCUUGAAUUGGAUCGAUGGGCAGCUGCCCAUGAUCGCCUCCGAGUGUCAAGGAUCGCUGUCAGUCACCAACAGCACGAAGGACUACCAUUCUCCAUCAAAUAGCGCAAGCUCCGGAAAGAGGAAAAGGUCGACAGAGCAGACUGGUGAUGUCGACUACAGCGACCGAAGAGGUAUCAUUGCAUAG
Molecule: messenger RNA, 1221 nt
Organism: Lecanosticta acicola
Lineage: Eukaryota; Fungi; Ascomycota; Dothideomycetes; Mycosphaerellales; Mycosphaerellaceae
Source: the annotation of a GenBank genome assembly